UGGCGGAGAAGGAGCGGAGCAGCGAUAUGAAACGCGCGUGUCCACGGCUCCUGCGUCUCCCGUUAUCUGUGACUGACCACCGGCUCGGUUUCACCUGUAUGAACGACCUUGUAAUUGUGACCGAAAUAUUUCCCAGCGAGGUUUCCAUGGAGGAUCAGUCUGCCUUUUUCUACGCGAGGACUGCGUCCUGGUCUCUAGAUAUUUCAGGAUAAGAGGUCAAGCUUCUCUCUCCCGGAGAACACAAGUGCCAUUUCAAAGCUUAUUGGAUGAAAGUCUCAUUUACCCUCAGCUGCCAAAGAUGACGUUGCCAUGGAAACAGCUUCUGCUAUUAUCAAUCAUCGAUUGUCUGACAGAUUGUCUGGACAGCGGCUCGUACCACGGUCCAAGAUGGAGAAUGGAGCCAGGUGAUUUGUUCAUUCCCGUUGACUCCAUAGAGGAAGAAGCCACCCUGACCUGCGAUGCGAAGGGAACGCCUCCUCCUCAGUACAGAUGGUCACUGAAUGGGACUCUCAUAAAUCUGGGCCUGGAUCGGCGGCGGCGUCUGUCUGGGGGCAACCUCAUUAUAAGCAGUCUGGACCGCUACCAGGAUGUCGGGAUGUACCAGUGUAUGGCCUACAACACAGUAGGAGCUAUCCUCAGCAGGAGAGCCAGUCUGCAGUUUGCUUACUUAGAUCAUUUCAAAGUUCACACCAGAAGCGCUGUGUCAGUCCGAGAGGGACAAGGAGUGGUGUUACUUUGUGGAACACCCACUUCCUCAGGAGACCUUACGUAUGCGUGGGUCUUCAAUGAAUACCCGUACUACGUUCAGCAAGACAAUCGGCGUUUCGUCUCCCAGCAGACGGGAAACCUUUACAUUUCCAAGGUGGAGUCCUCCGAUGUGGGGAACUACACUUGUGCGGUGGUGAACAGCGUGACGAAGGGCAAGGUUCAGAGCUCCCCCACGUCUCUGAUCCUCAGGACGGACGGAGUGAUGGGCGAGUACGAGCCGAAAAUAGAAGUUAAUUUCCCAGACAAUGUGCCCGCUGCAAAGGGAUCAACAGUUACGCUGGAGUGUUUCGCCCUUGGGAAUCCCGUCCCAGAAAUCACUUGGAGAAGGGCGAACGGCGUCCCCUUCCCCAGCAAAGUCAAAAUGAAGUACUCGAACGCCGUGCUGGAGAUCCCCAGUUUCCAACAGGACGACACUGGAGGAUACGAGUGCGUGGCUGAGAACAAGAUGGGAAAGAACACAGCCACUGGUCGGCUGGCUUUUUACGCCAAGCCUCAGUGGAUCCAGACCAUGAAGGACACGGCCUUGGCCAUAGAGGAGAGACUGUACUGGGAGUGUCGAGCCAACGGCAAGCCCAAGCCCUCUUACACAUGGCUGAAGAACGGCCAGCAGCUUCUCUCCGAGGACAGGAUCCGUGUGGAGGACGGAGUCCUGUCGGUGUCGGUGCUGACUCUGUCUGACGCCGGCAUGUACCAGUGUGUGGCCGAGAAUAAACACGGCGUCAUAUAUUUUGCUGCUGAACUAAUGGUUUUAGCCUCUCCUCCAGACUUCACGGGGAACGUCCUCAGAGCUUUGCUCAAAGCCAAGGCAGGAACCACGGUGACUUUAGAGUGUAAACCCCAGGCCUAUCCCAUCGCCAGCAUCUUGUGGAAGAAGGGGAACCUGCCGAUCCACACCAACGACAGGAUCACGCUUUCUCCAGAUGGGACGCUGCGUCUUGCCAACGUGAGCAAGUCUGACGCGGGCAGCUAUACAUGCUUCGCUCGGAAUAGAUUCGGGAUGUCAAGUACCACCGGAAGGCUCCUUGUUACCGAUCCAACCAGAAUCGUCCAGGGGCCCGUGGACAUGGAGAUCAUCGUGGGCGAGAGCAUCGUGCUGCCCUGCCAGGUCACCAGCGACCCCGUCCUUGAUGUGUCGUUCUCCUGGGCCUUCAACGGACAGCUCAUCGCCAGAGGGGACGGUCACUUUGAGCUGGUGGGCGGGAGAGCAGCAGGAGAUCUGAUGAUCAGGAACAUUCAGCUUUACCACGCUGGCAAAUAUAUCUGCGUGGUGGACACGGACGUGGAGAGCCUGUCAGCCGUGGCGGUAUUGAUUGUGAAAGGCUCCCCCAGCCCCCCCGACUCGGUGACGGUGGAGGAGGUGACAGACAGCACGGCUCAGCUGGCGUGGAGCCCCGGCAGAGACAACGGCAGCCCCAUCACCAAUUACCUCGUCCAGACCCGCACCCCGUUCACCGUGGGCUGGCAGAGGGUGAACACAGUCCCUGAGAUCAUUGAUGGGAACACCCUCACAGCCACCGUGGUUGACCUCAACGCCUGGGUGGAGUACGAAUUUCGUGUCUUGGCCAAAAACAGCGUUGGGGUGGGCGAGCCCAGCCCCGUGUCUGUGAAGACCCGGACCGAGGACGCCGUUCCAGAUGCAGCUCCAGGUGACGUGGGCGGCGGAGGUGGGAGCAGAUCUGAGCUGGUCAUCACGUGGGAGCCCGUUCCCGAGGAACUGCAGAAUGGUGAGAGCUUUGGCUACAUCAUCGCCUUCCGCGCCUUCGGGGAAGUCAGCUGGACCCACGUGGCCACCUCCGCGCCCGGCGCGUCGCGCUACGUCUACCGCAACGACAGCAUCGCGCCCUUCUCGCCGUUCCACGUCAAGGUCGGCACAUACAACAGCAAGGGGCAGGGGCCCUUCAGCCCGGUGGUCACCAUCUACAGCGCGGAGAUAGAGCCAAGUGGGAUGCCAGCGGGAGUUUGGGCCAGAAGUGUCUCAGCCUCUGAGAUUGAGGUGAAUUGGCAGGCGCUCUCCUUCACCCCUGAAAGGGUUCUGGGCUACGAGGUGGCUUACUGGGAGGACGACACUAAACCGGAGACAAUGGGCAAGGUGAGAGUGCCCUGGAACCAAACCUCGGUCACAGUCAGCGGCUUGGCAGGACACACGCAGUAUUUCCUAACAGUCAGCGCCUUCAACACAGCAGGCACCGGCCCGUUCCUGCCUGCAAUCAAUGUGACCACCAAGAAACCACCGCCAGCGCAGCCGCCGCUGAAUGUCGAGUGGACCCUAAUUGGCUCUCAGCUGUCUCUUUACUGGGAACCUGUGGUGGCGAUGGAAUCAGAGUCGGAAGUUACCGGCUAUCAACUGUCAUACAGGAGACAGCGACACAAAGAGGUAAACACACUCAUAACAACCAAUUCGACGGCGGAGCUGACCCUCCCCGAGGACGAGGACGACUACUACAUCAUCCGCAUCCAGAUAGUGAGCGAAGGCGGACUGGGCCCGCCCUCCGACCCCAUACGAGUCCACCAACUGAGUAUGAGCGCCCGUGGCUCCAGAGCCCGCAGUGUGGACAUCUCCCCCUUCUCCCUGGUCCUCACCAUCGCAAUAUCUACAUUCAGGUCAACGUUGUGACACAAUGAGAGACUCUGCUCUGUUUUUCAGCUUUUCAGUAUUUGGUAUUUUCCUUUCCGUUUGAUUUGUGAAAGUGCCCUUUUUUUUUUUUUUGGAUUUUCUGUCUCUGUCUCUCUUUUCUGGAGAUGGCCGCAUUUGCCGUGUUAUUUUUGCAAGUAUGACGUGGUGCAAGAGUGGAACAGUAAAUUGCAGG
Molecule: messenger RNA, 3575 nt
Organism: Salarias fasciatus (jewelled blenny)
Lineage: Eukaryota; Metazoa; Chordata; Actinopteri; Blenniiformes; Blenniidae
Gene: cntn3a.2
Product: contactin 3a, tandem duplicate 2
Exons: 24
Coding region: 299-3382 (1027 amino acids)
Biological process (GO): brain development; axon guidance; cell-cell adhesion
Cellular component (GO): plasma membrane; axon
Molecular function (GO): cell-cell adhesion mediator activity
Source: RefSeq, a predicted model, not a curated record